AUGGAUGAACAGGGCACUAAAAUACAAGCUAAUGUCCUACAAAAAUGGGUUCCUAAGUUCAGGAUUCCAGAUAACAAUGGAAAAGCCAAAACACGGAUGCAGUGUAACAUAGUGUACUUUAUACAAGCGAAAUCACUAAUUGUAUUAGCAACGGUGAAAGCAUUUAGGAAGGAUGUCCCUUGGUUUUACAUGGGUUGCACGAGGUGUAACCGCAAGGUUCGACCCAUGUACAAUAUAACUGACAAGGAUGAUGGAUCUGGUAUGAAAGAAGAGAGUGAAAGUUUUGAUUGUACGACUGACAGAUGCAGAAGUAAAAAGACAGAGGUGUUGCCAAAGUUCGGAAUUUCUUUGAGAGUUCAGGAUGAUACUGGAAUUGUAUCAUUGUCAUUAUUUGAUCGAGAAGCUAAUAAAGUUUUGAAUCAAACGACAACAGAGUUAUAUGAAAAAGUUAAAGAGAGUGGUGAUUUAGAUAUGUUUCCGGAUGACUUGGAUGUUUUGCUUGAUCGGAGUUGUUUCAUUUAUGGCAUUUCAAAGCUAACAUAUGAUGAUGCCAUUUUGAAUGAAUUGGAGAUGAGAUGCGCUUCUCAACAGGAUGAUGUUUCAUUUACUGGUGAGAAUGCAACAACAUCCGAUGUUGAUAAAAGCACUGCAGAUAAUCCAGAAUUAGAAGAGAAGUUGUGUGACAGAAGGCUUAGGAAAGUAGUUGAUAGGAAGCAGCUUUUUGAAAGUUGGUAUGAUGCCGAUCAGGACGGAAAAGGAUCGGCUAUAAAAACAUUAAAGAUCCCUAAAGUUGAAAAGUAUUAUUCUUGCUUUUGA
Messenger RNA from Cynara cardunculus var. scolymus (artichoke), 816 nucleotides. RefSeq lists its product as uncharacterized. Bases 1 to 816 code for a protein of 271 amino acids. The transcript has 7 exons. NCBI's taxonomy places the organism in Eukaryota, Viridiplantae, Streptophyta, Magnoliopsida, Asterales, Asteraceae. The record is from RefSeq and is a predicted model, not a curated record.